CAGCAGAUUGGCUCAUGAAAACUUAUGUAUUGAGACAAAGAAAAGGAUCUAGCAGAAAGCAACAUCUCUUAUCCUGGGCGUGGCAGCAGGGAAGAGGACACAGAGUGGAAACCCUGCGAUCUGAAAAGGAGACUGAAAGGUGACAAAGAAGCUGAAGAUGGGUGGUGGAGAGAGGUAUAACAUUCCAGCCCCCCAAUCUAGAAAUGUUAGUAAGAACCAACAACAGCACAAUAGACAGAAGACCAAGGAUCAGAAUUCCCAGAUGAAGAUGGUUCCUAAGAAAAAAGAAAGAGGACACGGGUACAAUCCGGCGGCAGCUGCGCGGCAGGCCAUGCAGAAUGGGGGCAAGAACAAGAGCCUCGCCAACAACCCAAGUUGGAAUGCUAGCCUAUCAAGCCCAAGCUUGCUUUUUAAGCCUCAAGCUAACCAGAACUAUGCCGGAGCCAAAUUUAGUGAACCACCAUCACCAAGUGUUCUUCCCAAGCCACCAAGCCACUGGGUUCCUGUUUCAUUGAACCCUUCAGAUAAGGAAACAAUGACAUUUCAACUUAAAACCCUACUUAAAGUACAGGUUUAAAAAUCUUAAGUACUUUUAAAUUUUGUGAUGUUCACAUAGCCAUCAGUUGGUUUGACUUUAGGGAAGUUUUAUAUAAAACUGCUAAUUUACAAGUAUACUCAAACAUUUAUGUAGUGUGUGUAGUGUCAGGAUAAUUUAACUAAUUCUACUUGGUAGUCUUGCUAACUAAAUUGAAGCUUAGAUUUGGGGAUCAGUAACCAGCUUUAUUGUCUAACAAGAAACCAAACAAAAGACAGUGUUUAGUUAAGAUAUACAAAGACUGCAAACAAGGUACACAGUUGAGUUACAUAUUCUAGGGACCCAAACCGUAACAUUAUAGGCAUCUUUGUAAGUAGCUACAUAUAUUUGUGGCAAAUGUGUAAAGGCACUUGUAGCUUAUUAGAAUUAGGUAGAUAGCCCCGUGGUCAUUUCUUAAAUGCAGUCAGUGGAUAGGCAUUUAUGUACCAAAUCUCUUUCAAAAUAUUGACUAGCUUUCAAAGGACACGUUGAUAGCAUCCUUACAAACCUGCUGAGGUGAUCUGGCCUAACUCCUACAAAGCUUGCUUUGCAGGGAGUUGUGUAUGUGAAAAUUAAAAUACCUAGGGAAGAAAAGAGCCAUGUAAAUACAUGUAAUCUUGUAACAUAUGUAAAGUUUUCUGGCCUUUAUUCUACAAAAGACUUUUUAGUGUCAAUUUGCUGAAUGUAAGACCAUGAACUUUUUUUUUUAAUACUAUGGCCUAAUUUUAAAGGUCUCCAGUUUUUUUUUUAAUUGCCCUUGUGCUUAAGUGCCAGUAUAUCAAUUGUGUUAAAUUUUAUAUCAAAAGGCUUUAAGCUGCUAAGAACAUUUCCUGUUUUUAAGGAGAUUUUAAGAUUCUCUACAUCUUUUUAAAUCCAAAGAUUCAUUUUGACUUUAUCAAAUCCUAGAAUGAUUAAGUGACCCAGGAUUCUUUAUGCAAAGUACAAAUAGCAAGUUGCUUUUCAGGGCUUAUAAGCAAAAUCGCCAAUUAAGUUCAAAACAAAUACUGCCGAAAUCAAACAUUGAGUAUACAAAAGGACAAGUCCAUAAAAUAAUUAUGAUCUGGUUUUGAAUCGCAAAAUUCAGAAAUAAAACUUCUUUCCUCCCCAGUA
Messenger RNA from Cricetulus griseus (Chinese hamster), 1684 nucleotides. NCBI's taxonomy places the organism in Eukaryota, Metazoa, Chordata, Mammalia, Rodentia, Cricetidae. The record is from RefSeq and is a predicted model, not a curated record.